AUGUGCGUCUACUUGAACUCCCUCGAUGAACAAGAACGAUUAGAACUAAACUCCUCACUGGAGCCCUACGACAUUCACCUACCAAAGGUGGUGCUUCCUUUAUUUCAUUAUCCAGCCUUGUUAAAGAAAUUUUCGUUCAUGGAUGUGGAGAUGAUGCUGUUUCUAAGAUGUUCUUCUGGCCUAAGGUCAUUCAAGCUCGACAAAUACUUAGGUCACUCCGACAUACCGGACUGCGACAGGAUUUUUGAUCUCGGCGCUCAAAAAUCUAGCUUGUCCAACAUUUCAAGCCUUGAAAUCGAUUACACAUUAACCCCCAUUAUGAAAAAUUCCACUCGCAUCCUAAAU
Molecule: messenger RNA, 345 nt
Organism: Acaulospora colombiana
Lineage: Eukaryota; Fungi; Glomeromycota; Glomeromycetes; Diversisporales; Acaulosporaceae
Source: the annotation of a GenBank genome assembly